Molecule: messenger RNA, 2749 nt
Organism: Synchiropus splendidus (mandarinfish)
Lineage: Eukaryota; Metazoa; Chordata; Actinopteri; Syngnathiformes; Callionymidae
Gene: hoxa10b
Product: homeobox A10b
Exons: 3
Coding region: 46-1050 (334 amino acids)
Biological process (GO): regulation of transcription by RNA polymerase II
Cellular component (GO): nucleus
Molecular function (GO): DNA-binding transcription factor activity, RNA polymerase II-specific; RNA polymerase II cis-regulatory region sequence-specific DNA binding
Source: RefSeq, a predicted model, not a curated record
GCUCAUCCGGGAAAAUGUCGCCGUUUCUGGAAUAUAUAUCAAGAAAUGUCAGCCAGCGAUCUCCAUCCUCCGUCAAAUUACAGCCCAGCGAUGACAUGUCCCAACAACCAGCCGGCUGCAAGCUCCUUCUUCGUGGACUCGCUGAUCAACGUGAGGGGCGACACCGGCUCCUAUUACCACAGUAACGGCGUGUACUUGCCACCGGCGGCCGAGUACUCGUACGGGCUCUCGGGGGGAUCGUGUUUCCCGGGAGUCGGCAAGCGCCACGAGCCCAGUACGCACAGCGUGAUCCCCGCGUCCGCUCCCUAUGUCCAAGGCAUGGAACCGUGGCUGGAGACGUCGAGGUCCGGACGGGUGGAUCCUCCGGACCAGCACAUGGGCCAGUGCUCCUUCUCACCGAGUAUCAAAGAGGAGAGCGCGUAUUGUCUCUACGAGGCGGAUAAGUGUCACAAAGGAGCCGCAGUGGAUGAUAUUUCCUACUCGAACCCGUCCUGCCAAGGCGGUACCGUGCCCGUUCCCGGCUAUUUCCGCCUGUCCCAGACGUACGCGUCGUCCAGGCUUUACCACGACACCCCACCGAACAGUAACCACUACACUCGCUUAGAUUCCCAGCCGCCGCCGCCGCCGCGGAAGGCUUCCGAGGACCCGGAGCGCAGGGAGAGCCAGGAGGAGGCGCCGGUGCCUCCCGGAGAGGAAGACAGUCGGCUGUCCUCGGGCGGCUCCUCCACGCCGGAGCCCACGGACCCACGCAGCGUCGAGUGUCCAGAACAGAAAGGAGAGGCCAAAAUGGAGAGCACGGCCAACUGGCUGACAGCUAAGAGUGGCAGGAAGAAGCGCUGCCCCUACACCAAACACCAGACUCUGGAGCUGGAGAAGGAGUUCCUCUUCAACAUGUAUCUGACCCGGGAGCGACGGCUGGAGAUCAGCCGCAGUGUCCACCUCACCGACAGGCAAGUUAAAAUCUGGUUCCAAAACAGGAGGAUGAAACUGAAAAAGAUGAGCAGAGAGAACAGGAUCCGGGAGCUGUCCGGCAACUUUGGUUUCUCCUGAGACUGACCUCCCCUCCGCUCCGCCCCGCACUCCCACUGUGAGAAUGGACCCAUAACUUAUUGAUCGAUGUACAAAAAGUGUUAUUUUCACAUUUGUUUUUAUUUGUGAUGUAUUUAUAAAUGGUUUGUAACGUGGAUGUUUCACUGUUCAGAACGUGACCACAAUGUUUCAGGACCUGUACAUAGAUUGUAUAUCCAGCCGGAGUGGACGUUUGCAUGCUGGACUGACAGAUGGACACUGCUGGUCCAUGUUAGAGAACCAGGAGGUUUGUUUCAUAUUUGCACAUUUUGCUGGUCAAAUAAAGCCAUCCUUGCAUCUGCGCACUUCUUCUUUUUAUUUUUAAUGUGCAACAUAUUCCCUGGUGUGGAACUCAAUCAUGUGUCUGACCUUUUUAUUUUUCUCUUCAGAAACACACCUAUAUUAUAUAUAUGUUAAUAAUGACAAUAGUGGUCUUACAAUAAGCUCUUGUCUUAUAAUCUAUGCAGAUCUUCUGACUUAUUUUUAAAAAAUGAUUUGUCUUAAAAAAAACUUUGUUUUACUUGCGCCAAUUCCUCUCCGUGUGAUCCCCCUAUUUAUUGCCUUCUCUUUUAUUGCUAUCUUAUGGUCAUAGCAUUCUUUUUUGUUUUGUUUUUUACGUUGUCUCUCUUAUUUGUUGUUGUUUUUUCUCCAGGUAUAUCUCUACUUUUCGCUAGAUUAUUGUGAGAAAACAAAAUAAUUUUGUCGCCAAUUUCAUUUAAUGACCGUAUUUUCGGCUCCAAUAAAAUCCACAUCAUCAUUCGUGUUGGUUGCAUUGUCCAAAGACGUUUUAUUCGACUUCACAUUCCGGAGAGGAGAGCGGGCUGUGGUGUGGUUUAGGUAGUCUCAUGUUGUUGGGCUUUGGCUCGUUCUCCCACAACAGGAAACUGCCUUAAUUACCUCAGUAAAACUCGUCGCAUCGUGAAAAGUGAAACAACAAAUUGCUGGUUGAAGUUGUUGGUGAUUUGGGGACCAUUGAGCGGCGGUGUGCGUCAAAGUGACCCUGGAUUUAAAAGUCAUUAAUAUCAUUUUAUUCACUUCAAACAUCUGCUGUUUUGUUCAAGUGCGUCUCUUGAGGUGCUGCGAUUAAAUCCACUGUGUUGUGGGGUUUAAAAAAGUGGGGAUCCAGGCUGGGAAAUGUUCAAAACACAGCGCGUAAAAGGGCUGGAAGCGCAGACAAGGCCUCGGUUAUGAUCAUUGCAGUCUGUUGCUGCAGGACACACCGGAUGCGUCUGCUAGCACCAGAGAAAAGACACAAUGGCCGAGGUUUAUUGGUGAUAUUUAGCUUAGACAGCCAGUUGUAACCUGAAGAAAAACAGCUAAAUUGCCCGUGAUAAAAGGACUGUUAUAUUGCACCCAAAUAACCUCACCCCACUUUCCGCUCCGGACCCGGCCCUUCGAUUGUGGAAGGAAUGGAGGGGAGCAGUGCAAAAAUAAAAUGUUUAAAAUUCAUAUUUCGUGCUGGAUAUGUUUGCUAGUCCUGAUCAACACUUUUACACACACACACACACACACACACACACACACACACACACACACACACACACACACACACCCUCCUCCCAGAAAUCCUCGAUUACAUCUCCACACUUGACAAAAAUCAUAACGUUUAUAGCUUAUAAAACCAAACAUUUCCCAAUAAAGUCGCGAGGAUUUGCUAUUAAAAUAUGGUGGCGGUGUUGGG